This is a messenger RNA of Bactrocera oleae (olive fruit fly), 533 nucleotides long. The record is from RefSeq and is a predicted model, not a curated record. NCBI's taxonomy places the organism in Eukaryota, Metazoa, Arthropoda, Insecta, Diptera, Tephritidae.
AUUGAAACCAAAGUGCAACCCUAUGUGGCCAAUAUAAUUAUGACUAGUUCGGUGAUUACCAGUGUUUUGCCUGCUUUCCUCAGUUUAUUUAUUGGACCUUGGUCGGAUAAGUUUGGACGCAGACCGGUGCUUGUAGCAACCUUCUCAGCGGCCUUGAUCGGACACUCUAUAACAACAAUUCUCGCUGCAAUAUCUCUGGCAACGCCUUUAAAUCCAUGGGUCUACAUAUUAUCGAAUGUACCAUUGGCUUUGACAGGUGGCACCUGCGCGUUAAUAACAAUGGUGUUUUGUCUCGUCUCAGACGUGUCGGACGAGGGCGGUAAGGCAAGACGCAUGUUCUUUGUGGAUGGCGCUUUGGGUAUUGGUACUUUGAUUGGCAACGUAAUCAGCAGUUAUAUACUCUCUGGAACCGGUACCGUAGGCGUAUUCACAAUUGCUGCAGGUAUGGAUUUGCUGGCGCUGCUAUAUUUGCUGUUCUUCGUCGACGAAAGUUUGAAAAUACAACACGAACGAAAAGAGGUAAAUUUGCUAAU